CCAAUCCAAUCCAACCACACCAGUCACAACCACACACCGCAAUCAUGUUGGCAUGGGCGUCGGACCAGAUCGAAAAGAUAAGCCAGACGGUGGCGCCCCCUCCCACCGACGCCGCCGGUAGGUUCAGCUAUGCCGUCUCCAGAAACGACGAAAACUCCGCCAUGGGUUGCAUCGCGGCAAUCGAUCCGAUCCAGACGGUGGUCAACCAGAGCAAGGGAUGGUUCCCCAUCCACAUGGCCUGCCAAUACAGCAUGGUCCGCCUGGUACGGCUGCUGAUGAACCAGCCCGGCUUGAGCAUCCAGCAGCCGGACUACUCGGGCUGCACACCCCUCCACCACGCCUGCAUGUCCACGCAGCGAUCCACGGCGCUCGAGGUCGUCAAGAUGCUGAUCACCGAGUACCAGGCCGAUCCGUGCGCGAAGAACUCGCAGGGGCAAACCCCCUACGACCUCGCGACGCUGGAUUCCAUCCGCCAGUACCUCCUGCCGAUCCAGCUGCAGCGAGAAACCCAGCACGCCCUCGACAACGGCGGCGUGGGGCUCGCCCCGGGCAUCGACCUAGGCGGGCUGAAGAUCAACCGCUCCAACAUGGCCCCGCCGCCGCAGUUUGGGGGCGCGGGUUUGGCCGCGGCCCCGGUGGUGCAGUCCCAGACCCCCGGGCCUGCCUACGCGGCAACCCCCACGCCGUCGGCCCACCCCGCUCCGGCCCCGGCCAGCGUCCCGAGCCGCAGGAGCAGCACCAGGUCGACCUCUAGCGACGAAAACUCGCGGUAUUCCCGCACCGGUGGCUCCAGCCUGGCCGUCUAUUCCAAAUACAAGGCCGACGGCUUCCACUCGAGCUCCUCCGACGUCAACCUGCAGCGCAAAUACGGGCACGCGGGAGCGAACGAGUCGUCGUCCGUCGAACCGCCCCCGAAUUCCGGAAACGCCCCCUCGAGCGGAAACCUGGGUCCGAAUCCCUUUUCCGGGGCCAUGAGCCUCUCCGGGACCUCGCGAUAUGCCUCCUACGGGCAGACAGCAGCGGCGGCACCCGCGCCGGCCUCGGGGCCGGCGUACGGGUACGUCCACCCCGGUGCCGGAACGACGGAAGCUCCCAAGUUCUUCAUCCCGGGAGCGGCGGCGGCACCCACACCGGCGGCGUCCGAGGUCGCCUCGUCGUUCAUGCCGCCGCCUCCCUACUCGGGGGUGAAGGUGGAGGCACCGGCGGCCAGCCCGACCGCCGGUGCAUCGCCGGCUGUCGCUUCGCCUUUUGCCACACCGGGGCCCGCUGCGAACAACCUCUUCGAUAGCCCACCGGGUGCCGCAGCUCCCACCCUGGAAUCGGAAGAACCGAAAGGAGAACCGCAGCCACAACAACAAUCCGCGAUUCCGACGGAGGCCGAAAGCGGUGCGGAUGCAGCCGAGAGCGACUGGGUGGAAACCACCGAUCCCGCCUCCGGACAAACGUACUACUUUAACACCAAGACGAACGAAACGAGCUGGGACAAUCCCAAUGCGGCCACGACAGCGACGGAACAAGAAAGCACCGGCGACAGCGAUUGGGCCGAGCUCGUGGAUCCAUCCUCCGGACAAACGUACUACUACAACGAGAAAACGGGCGAAACGUCCUGGGAGAAGCCGGCCACUAGUAAUGGCGAGAACACUGGUGCUGCUACCGACGCUACUCGGGACAUGGAACCUAGCCAAUGGGUCGAGGCAACCGAUCCUGGCUCUGGAAACACCUACUACUACAACUCCACUACGGGAGAAACAAGCUGGGAGAAACCCGCAGAAUUGAAUGCAGAACCAGAGUCUCCAGGCAAAGAAAAUGCACAAGGAGACAAUGCUGGUAGCGUUACUGAUCCUGUAGAGGAACCCAAGGAAGAGGAACCUUCCCCUGCAGUGGAUGCUCCAAGUGACCCAGUUAAGGAGGAAGCUGAUGCAACAGCCGAAGGUGCAGAAUCACCCUGGUCUGAGGCAACGGAUCCCAAUACUGGAAAUACCUAUUACUAUAACUCGGUGACUGGGGAAACAAGCUGGGAGAAACCUGUAGAAAUGAAGGCAGAACAGGAGUCGCAAAGCACAACCGUUGAUGAUACGACACCACCCGAAGAAACUGAAGGAGACGAUGCUGGAACUGCCACUGAUCCUGCUGAGGAACCCAAGGAAGAGGAAUCUGCCCCUGAGGUGGAUCCGCCAAGUGAACCAGUCAAGGAGGAAGCCAAUACUCCUCAUGAAGAAGAAACCAAAGCUACAAAGGAGGAAGUUGUUGCAAACGAAGCAGGUACAAGAUCACCGUGGUCCGAGGCAGCUGAUCCCAGCACUGGAAAGACCUAUUACUAUAACUCUGUAACUGGGGAAACAAGCUGGGAGAAACCCGCAGAAUUGAAUGCAGAACAGGAGUCUCCAAGCACUGAAGAUACACCAGGAGACAAUGCUGCAAGUGUCACUGAUCCUGUUGAGGAACCCAAGGAAGAGGAAACUUCUCCCGAGGUGGACACUCCAAGUGACCCAGUCAAGGAGGAAGCUGAUGCAACUCCAGAGAACAAAACCGAAGCUACAGAAGAGGAAGUUUCGGCAAAGGUAGAGGGUACAAAAUCACCAUGGUCCGAGGCAGCUGAUCCCAGCACUGGAAAGACCUAUUACUAUAACUCGGUGACUGGGGAAACAAGCUGGGAGAAACCGGCUGAGUUUGAAGACGAGAAAGCACCUGUGAUCCCUGAUACCGCAACGGCUGAGGAGACAACGGCAAACAAUGCAGGCGCAAACAAUCCUGUGGAAGAAGCAACGGAAGAGAAGAAAACCGAGGAGGAAACUUCCCCUGAGGUGGACACUCCAAGUGACACAGUUAAGGAGGAAGCUGAUGCAACUCCAGAGAACAAAACCGAAGCUACAGAAGAGGAAGUUUCUGCCAAGGAAGUAGCUACAGAAUCACCAUGGUCCGAGGCAGCUGAUCCCAGCACUGGAAAGACCUAUUACUAUAACUCGGUGACUGGGGAAACAAGCUGGGAAAAGCCCGCUGAGUUGUCAUUAGCCGCUGACACCACAACACCAGAGGAAGCUGAAGCAAAUGAAACAGCAACUUCUUCUCAUCCUGUGGACGAAGUGACGGAGGAGAAACCAAAUGCUGAGGUCGAAAAAUCUCAGGAGGAACCGAAAUCGGAUGGAGCAGGUGACCUAGCCCAAGGGUGGCAAGAAGUUCAAGAUCCGAAUACCGGCAAAUGCUACUACUUCAAUCAAGAAACGCAGGAAACCACCUGGGAAAAGCCAACCGUUUCGAGCACUGAAGUAUCAGGAACAGACGAUGCCCCAUCGUCGUCGGACGAACAAAACGACUGGGUGGAAACGCUGGAUCCUUCCAGUGGAAAGAGUUAUUACUACAAUACAAAGACAUGUGAGACGACUUGGGAAAAAACAGAAGUUUUGAGUGGGCAAAAAGACUCGGCUUCCGCAACAACCGAUGACGCUACUGGAGUAGCCAAUGCUAGCCCCGUCGAGGACACAUCAGCACCACCCGCUGUAGAGAACAGCGCAGAUUCCGUAGAAUCAAGUGGAGUUCAAGCGAACACAAGCCCCUUUGGGAAAGGUCACGUUCGCGAUCAAAGCGCAGAAGACAUUUUUGCUAGUCCACCAGUAAGCGAUGGGCCACCGGCAUCGUUUCCAGUUGCCGCACCGGGUCAAGAACCGACUGUUUCGGAAAGCGUGGCCACCACCGCCCAAGAUCUAUUUGGUGCGGGACCCGCUACCACCGAAGCUUCGGAACCCGCUAAAACCACCACCGAGGAAGAAAAUCUUCCGAAACCGCCGUUGUCUUCGGAGUGUGCCGAAGACACGAGCGAGAUGGAAGAUGGAGAAAUGACAGACAUUCCUUUGUCUCCCGAACCGGUCAUGCUGAACAAGGCCGCAAAAAAACUACCCGAUAUUCCGGACAUUCCGAGCAAGACCGAGGCCCCCGCUGCCACUGAACCUGUUGCUGCUCCAACGAACGACUUGUUUGCGGCCAUCGGAAUGCCACCUCCACCCUUUCAAAGCAGAAGGUAACAAUUAGGAAAUAGCUAGAGAUUCUUUUAGUCGACGAUUUAGGACUACAA
Molecule: messenger RNA, 4069 nt
Organism: Pseudo-nitzschia multistriata
Lineage: Eukaryota; Bacillariophyta; Bacillariophyceae; Bacillariales; Bacillariaceae
Source: the annotation of a GenBank genome assembly